AUGGGCUCGUCUACUGUGGUUCACCAUGAAACCACGACUCACGAUGAACCCAUUAUCCGUCAUUGUCACCGACAUGAAAUGGUUACGGAUGACGAGAAGAAUGGCCGUAUUUCCAUGAAGACUAUUGUCAUUGUCUUGGCCAUAGAUUUCAUCUACCUGGCACAGCUGGUCAUUCUCGUCGGCGCUGGUGCAUAUGCACGCGACAUUGCGGCCGUUGUCGGAGGGUCAACCCAGACCGUCUGGUUGAGCCAGGUCCUGGUGAUCGGCACGACAUCGCUAAGCCCAGUCGUAGCCCAAGCUGCUGACUAUUGGGGUCGGAAAUGGUUUCUAGUUCCUCUCACAGCCCUCGGUGUCCCUGGAGCGAUCAUUGUUUCCCGUGCCAACACGAUCGGCAUGGUCAUCGCCGGCCUCUCGAUUACAGGUCUCUCUUUUGCAGCCCAGCCACUAUUGCACGCUGUCGUGUCAGAGGUUCUUCCUCGAAAACAGAGACCUUGGGCACAGGCAAGCAUCAACAUCUCGGCUUCCAUGGGAGGCAUCCUUGGUCUCUUGGUUGGCGGUGCUCUCACCAGACACGGACGUUCAGAGGGGUUUCGUGCAUACUUCUACAUGGUCGCCGCAAUCAACGCCGCAGCCUCUAUCACAUGCGCGCUUCUAUACAACCCACCAACACGUGAGCUUCAAACUAGCUUGUCGACUGAAGAGAAGCUACACCGUCUCGACUGGAUUGGCUACCCUCUCCUAAGCAUUGGGCUGAUCCUGUUUUCCAUUGCUCUUUCCUGGUCACAGAACCCUUACCCUUGGACAGAUGCACACGUGCUGGCUACCUUUUUGGUCGGCUCCGUCCUUCUCCUCGUCUUCGCCUCCUACGAGAAGCUAGGCAGAAAGGAUGGUAUGUUUCACCACGGCUUGUUCCUCAAUCGAAAUUACACACUGGCACUCAUGUGCAUCUUCAUUGAAGGUCUAGUUUUCCUGGCAGCCAACAACUACUAUGCAUUCGAAGUGAGCGUUCUCAGUACCCAAGACCCAAUCGUUGGCGGCUUGCAUUAUUGUGUAAUGUUUCUUCUACUUGGACUCAGUGCCAUGGGCGCUGGCACUUACUGUUCACGAUUCAAAUCAGUUCGAUGGCCAGCGGUCUUUUCACUCACCUGUUUGAUGGUCUUCAACGUCCUCAUGGCGACGAUAAAGGUCGACAGCCCUCGGGCGGUGCUUUGGGGCUAUCCAGUGAUCCUGGGUCUGGGCCUAGGAAGUUGUCUGAUUGCAUUACUCGUUGUGGCGCAGUUGUCGACGCCUCCCGAGCUGAUUGCCAUCGCGUCCGGCUUGAUGGUCGCCGUUCGCUCCUUUGGUGGAACCAUUGGCCUGGCAGUCUACAACGCUAUCUUCAACCACACCUUUUCUGCAAAUCUAGCUUCAAAGAUUGCUACGGCUACCCUCCCACUUGGCCUGCCCACGGCGUCCCUUGGACCAUUGAUUGACGCUGUCCUUACCCAAGACAACGCUGCCCUUGCGGAGAUCUCUGGUGUUACUCCAGAAAUUAUUGGCGCUGCAGUAGGUGGUCUGACCGAGACAUAUGUCCUCGCUUUCAGAUAUGUUUGGGUGGCUGCUGCUUGUUUCACAUCUGUCGGUGUCAUACUGUCCUUCUUCAUUUUCGAUCCAAAAAAGGAUUUCAACGCUCACAUCGACGCACCAGUCGAAAAUAUCGUUGUUGUGCAUCAUGAGGAAAUCAGUGAUCAAAAGGCUGAAAGCUAG
Molecule: messenger RNA, 1746 nt
Organism: Exophiala aquamarina CBS 119918
Lineage: Eukaryota; Fungi; Ascomycota; Eurotiomycetes; Chaetothyriales; Herpotrichiellaceae
Exons: 3
Coding region: 1-1746 (581 amino acids)
Biological process (GO): transmembrane transport
Cellular component (GO): membrane
Molecular function (GO): transmembrane transporter activity
Source: RefSeq, a predicted model, not a curated record